AGAUGCCCCUGAUUCCUAUGCUUAAGAGGAAAGUUCCUCUCAAAAAGCGGGCUCCUGAAGGCUCAACUGCUCAACCCUCUGAUUCGGACAACUCACACCCUGAUUCAUCAACUCCAUCCAGGAGGUCGAAACUCAGACCACUUCGACCGAGACACCUUUGGGUGUGGAACAGAUUCCGACUCCCACCUUCAUAA
Striga hermonthica is the source of this 194-nucleotide messenger RNA. NCBI's taxonomy places the organism in Eukaryota, Viridiplantae, Streptophyta, Magnoliopsida, Lamiales, Orobanchaceae. The record is from the annotation of a GenBank genome assembly.